AGAAAGUGGAGACGUGUCCAUUUUUUUCUUUAGUUUUUUUUUUUUUUUUUUACGGUCUAUGGAUCUUGCAGUCUUUGCUUUAAAAAGAAUGAAGAAGCAGCUUUUCUGAGCACAACGCUGACAGACAAACCAAGCAAAACACUGAAGUGAUAAACUGCGCUGAGGAGACUUUACAAGACCAUUUAGAAGUGUACUGACACUCUGCAGUUUUUAUAUUUGGACAUAGUUUAACUUGAGCUUUCGGAGGACUAACAGACACAGUGAUGAUGGAUCUUGAGAGUCAGUUUCUUGAAAAAGAAGCGCUGCUCUUACCACAGGUGAUGGUGUCGAGGAGGAAGGCCGGCUCUUCUAAGUCAGGCGUCUGGCGGGUGUGUGGGGUGCUGCUGACUGUGGCCCUGUGCGCCGCCGCUGCGGUCUGCUUCACGCUCAACAAGUCUCAGAACAAUCAGGAAGGUGGAAACGAGCUCAGGCUCACGUUAAGAGAUCAUCUUUCAAAAGAAAAUGUCACUUCCAAGGUUGCCAUCCAUUUAACAGGUGCAUAUGACCCUGACGUGUGUAAGGAUAGCCUAGAUUGGAAACUGAACCCGGACCAGGGUUUCGUUUCAGGCGGCUUGGAAUUGGUGAACAGAGAGAUCAUCAUUCCUAACAAUGGCAUUUACUUUGUCUACAGUCAGGUGUCUUUCCACAUCAGCUGCAAGAAUGACAUACCUGAGGACCACAACGUCGUUCAUAUGAGCCAUUCGGUGUGGUUCUACUCCGAGUCCUACGGCAGCUCCAAGCCGCUUCUCAGCGCGAUCCGCUCCGCCUGUGUGCACGCGUCUGGCACCGAAGAUCUGUUGUACGACACCAUUUACCUCGGUGCGGCCUUCCACCUGCAAGCUGGAGACAAACUACACACCAAAACCACCACAAAACUCCUGCCCCACGUUGAAGAAGGAAACGGAAAAACCUUCUUUGGGGUGUUUGCUUUAUGAUAUCUUCAUCUUCUUUCGGCUUCUCCUGAUUAGGGGUCACCACAGCGGAUCAUACCCUGCAAACCUUCUCUGCAUAUGCCCAAACCAUCUUAGUCUUGCCUCUCUCAUUUUGUCUACAAACUGUCCUACCUGCGCUGUCCCUCUAAUAUGCUCAUUUCUGAUCCUGUCCAUCCUCGUCACUCCCAAAGAAAACAUCUUUAACUCUGCCAGCUCCUUCUCCUGUCUUUUUGUCAGUGCCACCACCUCCUGCCUGCACUCUCUUCUUUACUUCUCUACCACACUCUCAUUACUUUGAACAACUGACCCCAAGUAUUUAAACUCAUCCACCUUCACCACAUCUGCUCCUUGUAACUGCACUGUUCUGCUUCCCUCUCUCCCAUUUAUGCACAUGUACUGUGUUUUGCUCCUACUGAUACCACAACUCUUCUCUCGGCACCCUGUCGUAAGCUUUCUCUAAAUCCACAAACACACAAUGCAACUCUUUCUGGCCUUCUCUAUACUCUCAAACAACACUCUCAAAGCAAACAUUGCUUCCGUGGUGCUCCUACCUGGCAUGAACCCAUACUGCUGCUCACAGAUCAUCACUUCUCCUCUCAAUCUAGCUUCCACUAUCCUUUCCCAUAACUUCAUUGUGUGGCUGAUCAACUUUAUGCCCCUGUAGUUACUACAGCAUCUCCUUUGUUCUUAUAGAUCGGUACCAGUACACUUCUUCUCCACUCUUCAGGCACUUUCCAAGACUUUAUUAAACAACCUGGUUAAAAACUUUGCUGCCAUCUCUCCAUGCCUCCACUGGUAUCUCAUUUGGACCAAGUGCCUUUCCACUCUUCAUUCUUUUCAUAGCUACCCUCACUUCAUCCUCUCUAAUCCCCUGGACUUCCUGAUUCACUAUUUCCACAUCACCCAACCUUCUCUCUUUCAUUUUCUACAUCAGUAGAAAAAUCAUCAGUUCCUCAAAAUACUCAAUCCACCUUCUCAACACAAUCUCCUCACUUGUCAGCACAUUUCCAACUGCAUUUUUUAUCACCUUGACCUGUAGCACAUCCUUCUCAGCUCUAUCCCUCUGUCUAGCCAGUCGGUACAGGUCUUUUUCCCCUUCCUCAGUGUUUAACUUCUCAUACAGCUUGUCGUACGCUUUUUCCUUAGCCUUCGCCACCUCUUUCUUUGCUUUGCGCCGCAUCUCCUUGUACUUCUGACUACUUUCUUCAUCUCUCUGACUAUCCCAAUUCUUCUUCGCUAACUUCUUCCUCCUUAUGCUUUCCUGUACUUCCUCAUUCCACCACCAAGCAUCUUUGUCUUCCUUUUUUUGUCCAGAUGUCAUACUAAGUAUCUUUUGUUGAGGAAAAUAAGCAAUUGUCCUAUUGCAAGUUUGCUUUUUUUCUGUAAUACCUUUUCAUUGUAACCACAAGUUAUUGUAAUUGUUUUUUAUUAAGAAAGUCACCAAACAUAUUAUUGUAUUUGUUUUGAGAAAGUGGUUUAUUGAGAAAAGACACCAAACAUAUUAUUGAAUUCAUUUUAUUGAGAAAGUGGUUUAUUAAAGGGAUAUUCACCCAAAAAUGAAAAUUUGGUGUUUAUCUGCUUACCCCCAGGGCAUCCAAGAUGUAGGUUACUUUGUUUCUUGAGUAGAACACAAACAAAGAUUUUUAACUCAAACCGUUGCAGUCUGUUAGAAACUGUUCAGUUUCUCGCACAAACCGAUCGUUUCGUGUCUUAGGACAUCAAUGUAUCGUCACGAGCUGCAAGGUUUAAUUUGGAUUUGUGUGCAUUUUUUUUCUUCCAAAGAUUCUGUGCCCAUUUAUGGGCAUUAUAUGACUGACAGACUGCAACGGUUUGAGUUAAAAAUCUUCGUUUGUGUUCUACCUAAGAAACAAAGUCACCUACAUCUUGGAUGCCCUGGGGGUAAGCAGAUAAACACCAAAUUUUCAUUUUUGGGUGAACUAUCCCUUUAAGAAAAGACACCACACACACAUGGUAUUGUAUUAACCAUUUAUUGAGAAAAUGUUUAUAAAGUGUAUUAGCAAGAGUAUAGCUAGAGAUAAAACCUGUAUUAGCAAGAGCUUUAAAGAAAAGGAAUGUUACCGUUGAGUGCUGUGUUGCAGACGCAGCGAAGGAGGCAUCUGAGAAAAAAAAUUAGAAAAUGGAGGACUUUAUAUAGGAAACUUCUUAGGGAAUUUCCAGACCUUCUGACACCACAAGACAUUAGAAUCCACCUGCUGUCUAUAAAGGACUGAAGUGCAAUGAAAAAAAUCAGAUGCUGGUUCAGUGUGACGGCGUCUCCGGUGCCGGUGGCCUUGCCAUUGAAGCCUCUGAACAACCGAGCUUGCAAAUUAUAUACCUUUUGUUUUCAGUUUUUUUUAUAUUGGUAUUUUGUUUGUAACAUAUUUAACCUGUAUACAAUAAAACUAUACUUUAU
This is a messenger RNA of Onychostoma macrolepis, 3384 nucleotides long. RefSeq names its product tumor necrosis factor-like. NCBI's taxonomy places the organism in Eukaryota, Metazoa, Chordata, Actinopteri, Cypriniformes, Cyprinidae. The record is from RefSeq and is a predicted model, not a curated record. Gene Ontology annotation, biological process: immune response. The transcript is spliced from 4 exons. Bases 264 to 974 code for a protein of 236 amino acids. Gene Ontology annotation, molecular function: tumor necrosis factor receptor binding. Gene Ontology annotation, cellular component: membrane.